AUGAGGAAGCUCCUUCGCCUUCUCCCUUCCGCCCUCUCCCCCUUCUUUGACAACGUCUAUCGCGGGAGGGGGGUCGAGGUGGGGGGGAGAGGGGGAGUGGAUGGGAUCCGCUCAGCUCGAGCUGAGGGGGAGGGGAGGGGGACGGGCAGUAUCGUCCUCAUCGCCGCUCCUUCCACUCCUCUCGUCACACGCCACGCCAUGACUGAGCCCUCGGAGGCUCAUCGCCGCCUCUCAUCCGCGCAUCACCUCUGCCAGCACUGCUUCCGCUGGUCCUUCCAGCCCGUCUCGCCCCACCUGUUGACUGCCAUGGGUUCGCAUUCCCACGGCGCGGGUGUGCGGAGCCUCGUACUUGCUGCACUGGCUGCUCUCAUGCUCUCAGGGUUGCCGCCAUUCGCCAUUCGCACGGCCUGCUGA
This is a messenger RNA of Closterium sp. NIES-65, 414 nucleotides long. NCBI's taxonomy places the organism in Eukaryota, Viridiplantae, Streptophyta, Zygnematophyceae, Desmidiales, Closteriaceae. The record is from the annotation of a GenBank genome assembly.